This is a messenger RNA of Lytechinus variegatus (green sea urchin), 2196 nucleotides long. RefSeq names its product dimethyladenosine transferase 2, mitochondrial-like. Gene Ontology annotation, cellular component: mitochondrial matrix. Gene Ontology annotation, molecular function: rRNA (adenine-N6,N6-)-dimethyltransferase activity; mitochondrial transcription factor activity. Gene Ontology annotation, biological process: transcription initiation at mitochondrial promoter; rRNA methylation. NCBI's taxonomy places the organism in Eukaryota, Metazoa, Echinodermata, Echinoidea, Temnopleuroida, Toxopneustidae. The transcript is spliced from 8 exons. The record is from RefSeq and is a predicted model, not a curated record. Bases 144 to 1595 code for a protein of 483 amino acids.
GGCCACACGCGAGGACGGUCUUUGGAAAGACCCUUUCGUGCAAUCGGCCCCUGUCUGUCCGUGCUUGGCCUGGGAACGAUCAAAAUUGCUAUCAUAACUCCGCGAAACUACAUGUGCCAGUGGUUGAAAUUUGAAAAUCAAGAAUGAUGUCUUGUUUCCGGAAGACCAUCCCAGUGCAUGGUCUACCCCACCACAGACUUUGCACUUUUAGUUUCCUACGAAAGACAUACUCGCUUCAGCGGAUGCAACGAUUAGUGGUUCUUGCAAGUACAAGACCAAGUCUACCUGCUGCCUCUCUUUGUACUACAGAUAUCAAUGUGUUCUCUCCAAGACUGUCCAAUGACAAGGAGCUCCAACUGGAAGGGUCCUGCUUGAAACAUAUAUCCUUGCCUUCAAGUGGAAACAGACAACCUGCCAGGCAUUUCUCAACUGGUACACAAUGUUUGGAUAAACCCUGGAAAGAAGGUGUAAAUAGCGAGAAUGCGUCUGCGGGUAAUCGUCCAAAGAGAGAAGGAGAAUUACUGAAGCACACCAAUCUUCUAAGAAGUCCCAAGCAGAGAUUUGUUUUGACCCAGAGCUUAGCACGAACUGUCAGGGAAUGCAUCUGGCCUGGUGAUACCCUGAGGGAAGAGACUGCUACUAUUAUCUCUGCUAAUGAAGGUCCAGGAUUCAUGUCGAGAGAGUUAUUAGAGAAUGGAGCACCCAGAGUGCUCAGCCUCUGCAGGCAUCAACAGUUUUGUCCUACGCUAGAGGACAUCAGGAGAGAAGCAUCUGAGCGUUUCCAGUGGCGGCAUGCUGAUAUCUACCAGAUGCAGUACAUGGGGGACAGGGACAUCAGGCCUCCAGUAGCAAGAAUAGAAGAUGUCUUUCAAGACAUUGAUUCGGCUGCGUGGGAGGAAGAUAUUGGAUUAAAGGUGGUUGGAGCAUUGCCCCAAGAUGGAGAGCGGAAGCAUGCCUAUGUCCUGGCCAGUCUAAUCUUGGAGAGACUGUCCAUGUUCAGCUAUGGCCGUGUGCAACUCAACCUCUUUAUGAGCAAGAAUUGUUACAAUACAAUGAUCCAUCCUCCUGGGAAUAUGAAAAACUACCGUGCACUUUCAGCCCUCUACCAAGUAUCAUCGGAUAUUCAACUCCUUCAUACUGAACCUAUGGUGUCUUUCAAGCUACCACGCAAAACGCGUCCAAAGUCAAAUGCUGCUGUGGAUGUAGAGAAGAAGUUGGAGGACCUGUGUCUGGUUCAGAUCACACCCAGGAGAGAUCUAUUUAACAGGCAUCUGAUGGAGCAAUGGCAGGCAUUCAUCUUUGUCUUCUUUGUCAGGCAGGCCCUAGCAAGACGCAAGGAGAAGCUGGAGAAAAUCAUUGAAGCCUGGGCCCCCGGUAGUUCGGAUGUGAUUGCUGAGUUCGGGUACAGCAGGAAGACCCUGACGGGGGAUGUCAGCGGCGAUGACUUCCUGGCCAUCUUCUGUCGCAUCUGUAAGCUGGAUAAUUUCAACGGAGCAUGGAUGGGAGAAGAGGUCAUGGGUUGGGCGUCUGGGAGACACCAGGACAUGAACACAUUAGAACUGAGUCAGGCUCUUGGAUCCGUCCAUCUCACAUGAUAUAUGGGGAGCACCUGUUAUUAGCUACUGAAAACCCUUGCAUCCGAUUGGCUCACAGCUAAUUUGUCUUCAAACAGCACUGACAGGAUGCUUCAUGAUACAUGGUCAUGGGUUGGGCACCUGGAAGACAUCGGGAUAUCGUUAGAACUGAGUCAGGCUCCAGGAUCCAACCACCUCGCACGAUAUCCGGGGAGCAUUUUAUUAGACAAAUAGUGAUUUGCACUAUUUGUUAUAAUCUACUGAAAUGCUUGCAUCUGAUUGGCUCAGAGCCAAUUUGUAAGUGAAAGUCACCUGUGGUAUGAGGGAUGUCACCUGGAUCUGCAGGGAAGCACAAGAUGAAUACUGUGUGAUGCUUUAAAGUUUGGAAAUGAUCUUGCCCGGAGGAUGACGAUGGGAGCAUAGGCUUUUGUGAUCUUGGCAGCUAAGUACCAGUCAAGUUGGCUUGGGCAUGGCUCACGUUGCGAUUGACAUGUCAAAUAAUCCUUGCCUGCAAACAAUUCAUUAAAACAGGUAGAAUCAAUACAGGUUUGUUUGAUGCCCAUCACUGAUACGUAAAAACAUAACUUGACAUUACUUACUUGGCCUUUCCUAGGGUAAAAUG